Messenger RNA from Orycteropus afer afer, 956 nucleotides. Its product is annotated as olfactory receptor 52K1-like. The record is from RefSeq and is a predicted model, not a curated record. Gene Ontology annotation, cellular component: membrane. NCBI's taxonomy places the organism in Eukaryota, Metazoa, Chordata, Mammalia, Tubulidentata, Orycteropodidae. Gene Ontology annotation, molecular function: G protein-coupled receptor activity; olfactory receptor activity. Gene Ontology annotation, biological process: G protein-coupled receptor signaling pathway.
UUCCAGGAGCCAUGUCAGCCUCCAAUAUCACCUCAACCCAUCCAGCUGUCUUCUUGUUGGUAGGGAUUCCAGGUUUGGAGCACCUGCACAUCUGGAUCUCCAUUCCCUUCUGCUUCGCCUAUACAGUGGCCCUUUUGGGCAACUGCACCCUGCUCUUCGUCAUCCAUUCUGAUACAGCCCUUCAUGAACCCAUGUACUUCUUCCUGGCCAUGUUGGCAGCCAUUGACCUGGUUCUCUCCUCCACGACACUGCCCAAAAUGCUUGCCAUAUUCUGGUUCAGGGAUAGGGAAAUCAACUUCCAUGCCUGCCUGGUCCAGAUGUUCUUUCUUCACUCCUUCUCCAUCAUGGAGUCAGCAGUGCUAUUGGCCAUGGCCUUUGAUCGCUAUGUGGCCAUCUGCAAGCCAUUGCACUACACCACGGUACUGACCAGGCAGCUAAUCACCAGGAUUGGCAUGGCUAUUGUGGGCCGGGCUUUGGCACUAGUGAUGCCAGUACCCUUUCUACUGAAGCGGUUCUACUAUUGUAGAGGGCAAGUGAUUGCCCACUGUUACUGUGAGCACAUGGCUGUGGUAAGGCUGGCCUGUGGAGACACUCGCUUCAACAAUAUCUAUGGCAUUGCUGUGGCCAUGUUCAUUGUGGUGUUGGAUCUUCUGUUUGUUACCCUAUCCUAUAUCUUUAUCCUUCAGGCUGUUCUGCAGCUUGCCUCUCAGGAAGCUCGCCACAAGGCAUUUGGGACAUGUGUCUCUCACAUAGGUGCUAUUCUAGCCUUCUAUACACCUGUGGUCAUUUCCUCAGUCAUGCAUCGUGUAGUCCGGAGGGCUGCCCCCCAUGUCCACAUUCUCCUUGCUAUCUUCUAUCUGCUUUUCCCACCCAUGUUAAAUCCUAUCAUCUAUGGUGUUAAGACCAAGCAGAUUCGUGACCAUGUGCUCAGUCUAUUCCAGAGAAAGGGUGUGUAG